UCUCUCCUGCUUUCGACUAGCAAGCAAGCAGCAGAGAUUAGCAGGCGAGCUGGGAGUGGGACCCUUCCUGUCUUCUUCUCCUUCUCCUUCUCCUUUCCUCACCUCUCCUCUCCUUCCAGAUCGAACAAAUACAAGGUGUUUGCUGCAUCUUGUUUACCUCACUUAACUUCCCUUGUCCAUCUCUCUCUCUCUUUCUCUCUCUACCAAAUACUAGUACCAAAUUCCUUCUUGUUUUGUUUCCAAGCAACGACCGGAUGGAUUGAUUCAUUCAGGCUUCAGUUCAGCCUAAGCUAAUCCAUCCCAUCUCUACUACACGGAGACUGGCCGGAGAGAGUGACGGAGAUGCCGUUCGCUUCCGCCGCCGCCACUGCUACGGCAGCUCUUCUCCUCCUCCUCCUCUGCUCGUUCUCCACUGCCCAGCCUGGUUUCAUCAGCUUGGAUUGCGGCGGAGACGAUGAUUACACGGAUGGCAUUGGGAUCCAGUGGACUUCCGAUGCCAAGUUUGUGUCCGGUGGACAGAAAGCAAACCUCUUGGUCCAAAAUCAAGUCUUGCAGCACCAAUACGCAACCGUUCGCUAUUUCCCCGCGGACAACAGGAAGUAUUGCUACACCAUGAACGUCAGGAACAGAACUCGCUACCUUGUUAGGGCCACCUUUCUCUAUGGCAACUUCGACAACAGCAAUGUCUACCCAAAGUUUGAUCUCUCCCUUGGAGCAACCCCAUGGACCACUGUUGUCGUUGAUGAUGCCACCACCCCAGUAGUUCAGGAGGCGAUUAUCCUGGCUGCUGCUCCAACACUCAGCGUUUGCCUCUCUAAUGCCAGCACCGGACAGCCCUUCAUUUCUACUCUCGAGCUUCGCCAAUUUAAUGGUUCCCUCUACUACACCACUGAUGAAAAACAGUUCUUCCUUAGACUCUCUGCAAGGAUCAAUUUUGGUGCAGAAAGCAAUGCAUCAGUCAGGUACCCUGAUGACCCAUUUGAUAGAAUAUGGGAGUCCGAUUUAGUCAGGCGAGCAAAUUACCUUGUCGAUGUUGCUCCAGGGACACAGAGAAUAUCAACUACAAAGCCCAUAUUCGUCAGUACCAACGAACAACCACCUCAAAGGGUCAUGCAAACUGCAGUGGUUGGCAAAGAUGGAUCCUUGACCUACCGGAUUGAUUUGGAAGAUUUCCCAGGGAAUGCUUGGGCGGUUUCAUAUUUUGCAGAAAUUGAGGAUUUGGCCCCAAAUCAAACUAGGAAAUUUAAGUUGGUCAUUCCAGGCAAGCCAGAUUUCAGUAAACCAACUGUUGAUGUAGAGGAGAAUGCCCAGGGAAAGUAUCGAUUGUAUGAACCAGGCUACACAAAUGUUCCUCUUCCAUUUGUUUUUUCUUUUGGAUUCAAGAAGACUAAUGAUUCAUCAGAGGGACCUAUCUUGAAUGCCAUGGAGAUCUACAAAUAUGUACAGAUUGCUAUGGGAUCUCAAGAUGCGAACAUCAUGGCCAGCUUGGUCUCACGAUAUCCUCAAGCAGAUUGGGCACAAGAGGGUGGUGAUCCUUGCUUACCAGCGUCAUGGUCUUGGGUGCAAUGCAGUUCAGAGGCAGCACCCAGAAUAUUUUCAAUCACAUUAUCAGGGAAGAACAUUACAGGGAGUAUUCCUGUGGAAUUAACAAAGCUAUCUGGGCUGGUCGAACUAAAGCUUGAUGGUAACUCAUUUUCUGGUCAAAUUCCUGAUUUCACUGGGUGCCGUGAUCUACAAUAUAUUCACCUUGAGAACAAUCAAUUAACCGGUGCAUUACCACCUUCUUUGGGAGAACUACCUAACCUGAAAGAGUUGUAUAUUCAGAACAAUAAGCUGUCUGGAGAGGUCCCACAAGCGCUUUUCAAAAAGAGCAUUAUUUUCAACUUCUCAGGAAACAGUGACCUUCACAUGGGACACAGCAACAUUGGCCACACUAUUGUAAUUAUUGUAUGUGUUGUGGUUGGGGCCAUUUUAGUUCUUGUUGCUGCUAUUGGAUGCUACCUGUUUACAUGCAAGGGAAAGAAGAAAUCAUCAGACGAAAAUGUUGUUAUUGCGGCACCAGCAAAAAAACUAGGUUCGUUUUUCAGUGAAGUGGCCACAGAAUCAGCACACAGAUUUACACUGUCCGAAAUUGAAGAUGCUACUGACAAAUUUGAUAGAAGAAUUGGUUCAGGAGGUUUUGGCAUAGUAUACUAUGGUAAGCUUACAGAUGGGAGAGAAAUUGCAGUCAAACUUCUUACAAAUGAUUCCUAUCAGGGCAUCCGAGAAUUCCUGAAUGAGGUAACAUUGCUUUCAAGAAUUCAUCAUAGAAACCUGGUGAGCUUCCUUGGUUACAGCCAGCAAGAUGGGAAAAAUAUACUUGUGUAUGAAUUCAUGCAUAACGGGACAUUAAAAGAGCACCUUCGUGGAGGCCCUGCUGAUGUGAAAAUAACCAGCUGGGUCAAGCGUCUUGAGAUAGCAGAAGAUGCUGCAAAAGGAAUAGAGUAUCUCCACACAGGAUGCUCCCCAACUAUCAUCCACAGAGACCUCAAGAGCAGUAACAUUCUCCUUGACAAGAACAUGAGAGCAAAAGUUGCAGACUUUGGCUUGUCAAAACCUGUUGUCGAUGGGUCUCAUGUAUCAAGUAUAGUUCGAGGAACAGUUGGGUAUCUGGACCCAGAGUACUAUGUCUCGCAGCAACUGACAGAGAAGAGUGAUAUGUAUAGUUUUGGUGUCAUUUUACUCGAGCUAAUCUCAGGCCAUGAGCCAAUCUCAAAUGACAACUUUGGGCUCCACUGCCGUAACAUUGUUGAAUGGGCUAGGUCGCACAUGGAGAGUGGAGAUAUCCAUGGCAUCAUUGAUCAGUCCUUGGACGCAGGAUAUGACCUGCAGUCAGUAUGGAAGAUUGCGGAGGUGGCAACGAUGUGCGUGAAGCCCAAGGGGUUGAUGAGGCCGUCCAUAUCGGAGGUGCUCAAGGAGAUCCAGGACGCCAUUGCCAUCGAGCGAGGAGGCCCUGAGCUGCCCUCCACCAUUCAGCAGCUCAUGUCCAAGACGUCUCCAUCGGUGAACAUGGACAGUUUGGAUCUGGAGCAGAAUGCGUCGUUCGACGAGCUGCUCAUGCGCCCAGGUCUCAGGUAGCUCCAGCAUCCACUCACGUCUGCCUGAUGAUUGUGUCUUGAAAGAGAGGAGAAAAAAAAAAGAGAGAUGUUUCCAUUCUACUUAGGUUAAGCUGUGCAUGUAUUAGAUUUGCUGCCGAAGCGAAAUUUUUGGGAACGGCUGGCUGAAUCUGUCGUUGAGCUUCAGUCACCUUUGAAUUUGAGUUCAAGUGUAGAUGGAUGAUCGUGUACAUUCUCACGAUUUUUACAUGGAUAUCAUAUUGGCUCCUUUGUCUCGUCCCCUCGUAUUAUUACUAUGUCAAAAGCGACCAAAAACAAGAU
Molecule: messenger RNA, 3416 nt
Organism: Oryza brachyantha (malo sina)
Lineage: Eukaryota; Viridiplantae; Streptophyta; Magnoliopsida; Poales; Poaceae
Product: probable LRR receptor-like serine/threonine-protein kinase At1g67720
Exons: 15
Coding region: 343-3117 (924 amino acids)
Biological process (GO): protein phosphorylation
Molecular function (GO): protein kinase activity; ATP binding
Source: RefSeq, a predicted model, not a curated record